Athalia rosae (coleseed sawfly) is the source of this 777-nucleotide messenger RNA. RefSeq lists its product as uncharacterized. The record is from RefSeq and is a predicted model, not a curated record. NCBI's taxonomy places the organism in Eukaryota, Metazoa, Arthropoda, Insecta, Hymenoptera, Athaliidae. The transcript has 3 exons. The coding region runs from base 130 to 594 and encodes 154 amino acids.
AAAGAGGUAAAGAGAAAUUCAACCUUUUUCGAUAGCCAUAUCGUAUUACGUUAUACGUGUAGAUAUGGCGGAGCAUCAACCGCUUAUAAAACUCGCUGACACGUACGGCGUUCGGACAGUUUAUCAAAAAUGUUGCUCAUUCACGGAGUCUUCGGGUUCGCACUUUUUACGAUCGCCACUUCACACCCAGUCACCGGAGCAACGGCAUACGACGAGGAAAUUAUUGCCGGUGAUAAUCGACACUACGAACUCGGCGAAGAGAAUGAAAUAUCCGCGGAUGAAUCGCAGAGCGUCAUCUACGGAGCAAGGAGUGGUUUUCCCGGUGAUUUGAUCGUCGGUAAUCGUCUCCCAAAUGAGGCUGUUUACACACGUUCAAUUUCGAUCACUAAUCCAUCGGACGAAGUGAAGACCGGCAUAAUUACGUUCUCUGUACCAGGAGGUGAGUUUCACUACGUGAGAGCCAUCAACCGGGACGGCAGCGUUGGCGUAAUGUGCGACGAGCCCUACACCAUCGGUGGAUCGCAGACGGGCUUCAAAGUCAGGUCUCAACCUAACAGCCGGGUCAUUCUGGACGUCACCUUCGCGGCGCAUUGAUCUCCUCAGCUUUCAUCUUCUUUUUUCAUUUUUUUUUUUUUUGUUUUUUCGUGUACCUCUCAAGCGAUAUUACGGCUCUUAUAGGGUGGUAAUGUCGCGGGCUCGACUAGACGCGAUUGUUGGACAUGAAAAAGAAGAUUAUCCUAAUGUAGUUUUAUCCAGAGAAAAAAUAUUCGAAGUACA